This is a messenger RNA of Cuculus canorus (common cuckoo), 1740 nucleotides long. RefSeq names its product claudin-15. NCBI's taxonomy places the organism in Eukaryota, Metazoa, Chordata, Aves, Cuculiformes, Cuculidae. The record is from RefSeq and is a predicted model, not a curated record. Gene Ontology annotation, biological process: bicellular tight junction assembly; cell adhesion. Gene Ontology annotation, molecular function: structural molecule activity. Gene Ontology annotation, cellular component: plasma membrane; bicellular tight junction.
UCAACAGGCUUUCUAAUAUCAGAAAAUUUGGGAGGCUUCUUUGAAAACAACGUCUGUCAGAGGAAUGGCAGCACCUUCUCAACGUAUUUGUAGCUUGCUGCUACCUUUAGCUGGAUUCACCAUGUUACUUGUUACUGCCACAUCCAACAGAUGGAAAAUUUCAGACACCUCAACAGUGCUGGUUAAUUCAGACUGGGUCUCUGAAGGCCUUUGGAUGGACUGUGCAGUGACUGCUUCUGGAUCAGUACACUGCAAGGAAUUUCCAUACAUGUUGAGUUCCGACACUCAUGUUCAGGCAUGCCGUGCCUUGAUGAUUGCUUCCAUCCUUUUGGGAUUCAUAGCUACAGUGCUCUCGCUGCUUGGUUUGAAGUGCACAAACAUUGGAUUGAGCGAUGAGGAUGCAAAAAUGAAGUUUACUGUUACGGGAGGAUUUCUUUUUAUUUUAGGAGGUCUUUGCUCCAUGGUGGCUGUUUCUUGGUAUGCUGCGAUGAUUACUGCUCAGUUUUUUGACCCAUUGUACGCUGGAACCAAGUAUGAACUAGGAGAUGCUCUGUACUUAGGCUGGGCUGGAUCUGUUCUUUAUAUGCUUGGUGGGAUCCUACUGACCUGUUCAUGCAAAGGGAAGAAAAAACAGAAUUACAGUACCAACAAAUAUGCAUACUCAGCAGGCCAUCAGCAGCGCAUUUACUCCAAGAACUCUGAGACAGUCCUAACCAACAAGGAGUAUGUCUAAACUUAUUUUUUACGACACUUGUAAUGUUAGCAGGUUAUGAACUCAAAUAAAGAAGUGAACUACUUCCAGGGUUCUGGUUGCAAGUUGCAAUCUUUUACCUUGAUUUGGAGCAGUACAAGGAGGAGAUACGGUUUUCAAUGUAAAUAGGAAUGGUUUCCCGAGAACAGUUUUCAAAUGUAAAUAGGUUUCUACAGAAAAUGCUGUGAUGUGAAAUCCUGCGGCAUAAAGGUUUUCUGCAUGCUUAGAAGCCUGGUAAAAUUUAACCACAGAGUGUGGUAUAUCGUGACAAUCAAGAGCAACUGUUUCUAUUUCAGCUGACUCAAAAAUGCGGAACUGAUAUGCUGUAGCUGACUGCAAGUUAAUACACCUCACAGUUAGAAAUGUAUUGUGUUUUCCCUUAUGUUUAGCUUCCUACUUUUGUUUAGCAGCUUUAGCUUUUGACAAGAAAUAAACUUUAUUCCACAGACUGACUGAAACAGACCUUUUGUUAGUAAGGAUAUAGUCCAUGUACUGUGGGCUUGAAGUCUCAUGUUACACUGAAAUUCAUAUUUUGUAUGACAGACAAGCUUUAUAAAAAGCUACAAAAAAUUCCCUAACAACCUCUGAUGUUCAAAUCUGCAGAUAUGCAACUUACUUCUUGUUGGUUGUAAAGCAGAUACCAAAGAUAAAUUAUACAGAAUGAAUCAAACACAGCUGGGAGCGGAGAAAGCAUCUGGUACAAAAAUACCUUGAUGAUAGCCCUGAUUUUUUAUUUUUGCUUCUAUGUUUUCAGCUUUUAAAAUAAUCCUAUUUUAACUUUGAGCAAUCUUUAACUUUGGGAACUUCUACUGCAUCUGUGUUGUCUAGCUAAUGUCAUUCACCAGAGGCUUUAUUCUCCGUCAUUGUUCCGUCAUUAGAAUUUCUGCCUUAAACUACUCCACUGCUGGGAACGUAUGUUUGCCUUCUGUAAGCAUUUAGACAGCUGAUGAGGAACUAACUGUACUUCGUAUUGAUGCUUUGAGCAACAU